AUGUCUUCUCCCAAGACUCGUGCCCAGGAUUCGUCCACCUCAGUUCCUCCUGAUUACAUCACUGGGGCUGGGGUUGACAACCAUGCCAUAGAGGUCAGAAGCAAGCUCCAUCCUUUUGCCCAAAAGAACCUGGAUGAGAAUGUCCUUCACCUGUUCAAGAAUACUCUGGUUUUGGGUCCACACUGGUUUGGCCCAGUUCCGACUGAGAUGGCAAAAUUGAUGAAAAAGGAUGUUGAAGCUCCUUUAUGUUUUGAGAGCACUUCUGCCUUGGCCUCUCAUUCUUGGGUCAGCAAGAAUCUGAGCCGUUCAUUCCCAUCCAGUAAAGUGAGAAACAGUUCAGUGAAAUGGGUAGACUGGAUUGACAGACUCCUUCCAAGAUAUGGAGCUCACUGGAAUACUUCUGUCCAAGCAUUCCAUCAAUAG
Messenger RNA from Prunus armeniaca (apricot), 423 nucleotides. Lineage: Eukaryota; Viridiplantae; Streptophyta; Magnoliopsida; Rosales; Rosaceae. The record is from the annotation of a GenBank genome assembly.